Phlebotomus argentipes is the source of this 2322-nucleotide messenger RNA. Its product is annotated as hexamerin-1.1-like. The record is from RefSeq and is a predicted model, not a curated record. The transcript has a single exon. NCBI's taxonomy places the organism in Eukaryota, Metazoa, Arthropoda, Insecta, Diptera, Psychodidae. Bases 52 to 2121 code for a protein of 689 amino acids.
UAGGAGCUCGAUGAGGUGAGAAGUCGUCAGUUGUGAUUCUAUUGCCCCAAUAUGUUGCCACUUCGGGGUGAAUUCUGUGUUAUAGUGCUCUUGACUCUCGCCACCGCUCUCGAUGGGGCGUUUUGGAUGGGCGGCACUCAGCCCACGAGUGAAGUUCACAAGUGCACCAGUGAUUUUGUGGUGAAUCAGAAGAAAAUCUAUGCCCUCUUCCGUCAUAUCUACUCGCCCAGCUGGAAUCCGGUGCUUGAACGGGUGGUGAAGGACUUUAACGUGACAGAUAUGAGUCGCUACAAGGACGAGAAGUUUCCGAAGGUGGUGAUGGAGUUUAUCAGGAGUAUUAUGAAGGGAAGGAUAACGCCGGUGCCAAAGACAUAUCCAUUUGUCUAUCACUUGGAGGAUUGUGUGAGGGAAUUUCACACAGCCUUGGGCUUCUUUAGGAGCGCCAAGGACUUCGAUGGCGCUCUCGAGACUGCCGCGUGGCUGAGGAAUGUGUCCAAUGAGGAGGCAUUCAUGUACGAGUUCUUCACGUUUCUGAUUCACCACGCUGAGGAGGAGUUCCUCCUGCCGCCGCCGUACGAAAUUAAUCCCUUCAAAUACUUCCGAGACGACGUGAUUAGGAAGGCUCAUUUGGCUAAAAUGACGGGUCCUAAUGGGUUCGAAGAUGAGAAUGGCACCUUGGUUAAGUACAUAGACUAUGAGGAAGCGGCAAUUGAUGACUGGGAAGGAGCUUAUACCUACUUCCGCGAAGAUGUUGACUUGAACGCAUACUAUUACCUGUUCCGAUUGUCCUUUGAACCGUCGCUGGAGGAGGAGUACUUUGAAAACACGACCAGGGGAGAGAUUUUCUUGUUUGAGCAUCAGCAGCUCUUGGCGAGAUUCAACUUGGAGAGAAUGGCAGAGGAAAUUGGCGAUGUUGCGCCUGUUUCGUACACGGAUGAGAACAUUUGGGGCUACUAUCCAAUGAUGUCUCAUGCCAAUGGCCUCUCGAUCAUACCAAGACCGUAUCUGUAUGAGGAGAAAUUCGAAGAGGAUGUGAAGAUGGACUUGAUAAGGGAGGAGCAGGGUAUCAGGAAGAUUAUCGAUCAAGGAGGAUUCUGGCAUCCAGGAGGACACUUAUCCUUCCAACGCCCCGGAGGACUCAACUUCUUAGGCAGUUUGAUAGAGGGCAACACUGAGAACAAGAGCAAUUUCCCGAGAUUCUGGCCUCUUCUGCUGAAAUACGUGUCCGGACCGAAAAAGUACCGAACCAGAAAGGAUAAGAGAGACUUUUCAAACGCUCUCGAUCAUCAUGAAACUCAACUUCGCGAUCCUAUUUACUUCCAAGCAAUAGCUAAGCUUGUCUCCAUAGUGAAGAAGCAUCAAGAUAAUCUGCCACCCUAUGAUUUUGAGGCAAAGUUUAUUGAUAUUCUCGAUGCGAAGGUGAGCGAUUUGCGAACGAUGUUCGAAAACAAGAGUGUUGACAUAUCCAAUGCGGUGUUCAUGGAGGAGAAGCAAGACGGCGAAGCUGAGGAAUGGUUUAGAGAUGAAGAUGUGCGAUUCAAAGUGAAUCUCAAGGUGUUGACACACAUUCCAUUCUACUACGAUCUCAAGGUGCACGCCGACAAUCCCACAGACGCUGUCGUGAGAGUCUUCCUAGGGCCGAACGAUGAGGAGGCGGAGAGGAUUGAUCUGUACAAUUGGGAUGAGAACCGAGCGAACUUCUUCCAGAUCGACUACUAUCCGGUGAAACUGCAGCGCGGAGAUAAUAAGGUGAUGAGGAAGAGCAGCGCCUUCACUGGAUUUGGCACUGGCUUCAAGUCUUUCGAAGAGUUGUCCAUGAUGGAUGAUGAGGAGUGCUUGACUGUAAGCAGCAAGGAUGCCUUCUGUGCCUUCCCUGAGCGCCUGAUGCUGCCCAAGUCCUCAGUUUUCGGCACAGAUUACGUCUUGUACUUUGUGGUGACGCCAACUGAAGAGGAUCUCGACGAGAUUCAACCCACGAGAUUCUGCAGCAUUGGAAAAGCACCGCCAAAGGCUGAUCACUGGCCGAUUGGCUUCCCAUUCAACAGGAAGAUCAACAAUGAGAACUUUAUCGUGAAGAAUAGUUUGGCUAAGAAGGUCACAAUAUAUCACAGUGAGAAUUGAGGCGAACAUUUCGCAAUGGUGUUGGGAUAAAAGUGUUUUUUUUUUCUUCUUUCUUUCUUCUCUGCAAUUGAACUUGUGGGAAAUUGGGAUCAAUAGUUGGACAUUUAACCUCAUUCUGCGGAGACCCUUCUGCACUUUGUGUUUUCGCUCAAUAAUGAUAUGGUAAUUAAUCAAAUAAAGUACACCGAUUAUUGCACAAUG